AUGUCAUCCCCAUAUCCGGGCUCAAUACCACCUUCCAGUGCACCUGGACCAGCAUCUUCCUCUUUACCUCAAUCUCGACCUAUGAUCGACCCGCUGGCAUUUGACAAUGUUCAUGGUCUCGGUGGAAGUUUGCCAGGCGUCAACGGUGCUGGUGCUGGUAGUGGUGGUGGUGCUGGAGCUGGAGCUGAAGUGGGCGAAGACAUCACUGGAGCUGGUAACAGACGGAUGGGCAGAAGGGCUAGAUUCGAAGACUCGAAUGAUAUUCCUCGAGUCAAGGAUGUGACAGGGGACAAGGUCAUGGAGAGUUUCGCAAUGUUCCUGGAGAACUUCACCGAGCAGAUCGCCCUGCCCGAUACACCUGGUCAGAACGAUGGUGCUCAACCUGAAGAGACCAAGUUUUACGUUGAACAGAUUCGAGCAAUGAAAGAUUACGAGUUGACGACUCUGUACGUCGACUUUGGUCAUCUGCUUGAGCGUGAAGAAGUCCUCGCGCGUGCCAUUCAAUCGCAAUACUAUCGAUUCCUGCCGUAUCUUCGUCGCGCGCUGCAACUUCUCAUCCGAAAGUACGAGCCUACCUAUCUUUACACCUCUACCACAGUCUCCACAACCCCCUCCGCUUCAUCAUCAUCUCUGACGACUCGAGAAUUCUCCAUCGCGUUCUACAACCUCCCUCUGACUUCUGGUAUUCGAGAUCUUCGAAUGGAUAGGAUAGGUCAACUCGUCUCUAUCACCGGCACAGUCACUCGAACAUCUGAAGUCAGGCCAGAAUUGAUCAGCGGGACGUUCACUUGCGAGGCCUGCGGAGCCGCUGUCCGGGAUGUGGAGCAACAGUUCAAGUAUACUGAACCGAUCUUGUGUCAGAAUACUACGUGUAACAACCGGACCCAAUGGCAGCUUAAUAUUGAGCAGAGCAAGUUCUCAGAUUGGCAAAAGGUCAGGAUUCAAGAGAAUGCCAAUGAGAUCCCGACUGGUUCUAUGCCUAGAUCUUUGGAUGUCAUCCUUCGAGCAGAGGUUGUAGAACGCGCCAAAGCUGGAGACAAGUGCACGUUUACCGGUUCAUUCAUCGUCGUUCCGGAUGUCUCUCAGCUCGGAGUACCAGGGGUCAACACUGAGAUGAUGAGAGAGAAUCGUGGGGGUCGAGGUGACGGAGGAGUGGCUUCACAGGGAGUCACGGGAUUGAAGAGUCUUGGAGUCAGAGAUUUGCAGUACAAGACCGCGUUCUUGGCUUGUAUGGUCCAAGGGGCAGAUGCGAGGUCUGGCACCGAUGUUCGAGGCGACCUUGAUGAUGGCGAGGAAGAGCAGGAGACAUUCCUGAAUUCUCUCACUCAGCAAGAGGUUGACGAGUUGAAAAACAUGGUUAAUUCCGACAACAUCUAUCAACGGCUAGUAUCCAGUAUAGCGCCUACAGUCUACGGCCACGAGAUUGUCAAGAAGGGUAUUCUGCUGCAGCUCAUGGGUGGAGUGCACAAGCAGACUCAAGAGGGUAUCCAUUUGCGAGGGGAUAUCAACGUUUGUAUUGUCGGAGACCCGAGUACUUCCAAAUCACAAUUCCUCAAAUAUGUGUGUGGAUUCCUGCCCCGAGCAGUCUACACCUCCGGCAAGGCCUCGUCCGCAGCUGGUCUCACAGCUGCUGUGGUCAAGGACGAAGAGUCUGGCGAAUUCACCAUUGAAGCUGGAGCACUCAUGUUGGCCGAUAAUGGGAUCUGUGCGAUUGACGAAUUCGACAAGAUGGACGUGGCAGACCAAGUAGCGAUUCACGAAGCGAUGGAACAGCAGACCAUUUCCAUUGCCAAAGCAGGGAUUCAAGCGACUCUGAACGCUCGAACAUCCAUCCUGGCUGCUGCGAACCCUAUCGGAGGGAGAUAUAAUCGAAAAAUGAGCUUGAGAGCCAAUGUCGCCAUGAGCGCUCCGAUCAUGUCUCGAUUCGAUCUCUUCUUUGUGGUCUUGGACGAAUGUAACGAGAACGUCGAUUUACAUAUCGCUCAGCAUAUCGUCAAUGUUCAUCGAUUCAGGGACGCUGCUAUCGCUCCAGAAUUCAGUACGGAGGCAUUGCAGAGGUAUAUUCGAUAUGCUAGGACCUUUAGUCCAAAGCUCACUCCGGAAGCAUCUGCGGUCCUCGUUGAGAAGUAUCGAUCGCUGCGACAGGAUGAGGGUGGUGGAAGUCGAAGCAACUUCAGGAUCACGGUUCGUCAACUCGAGUCCAUGAUUCGAUUGUCCGAAGCGAUUGCCCGCGCAAACUGUGCCGACAAGAUUACGCCUGCGAUUGUUCGCGAGGCUCACUCCCUCUUACGUCAAUCCAUCAUACACGUCGAACAAGACGAUAUUAACUUUGACGAAGACGACGAGGUCGCCGACUUGGCCAAUGGUCAUGGCCGUACGCAGGAAGAAGACGAUGCGAUGGACGCGGCGGAUAUUGCGGCUGCAGAAGCCGCUGAAUCAAGCUAUGCUGCUGCUCAAACACGAACGAGUACGUCUGGAGCCAACGGGACGCCUACUCCGCCUCCCGCCUCCAAGCGUAAAAUGAGGAUCACUUACAAUCGCUAUAUGGAGAUUAUGAACCUUUGCGUCCUUCACCUCUCCGAUAUUGAGAGAGAGACGGGCCAAGGUGUCGAUAGAGAAGAACUCGUUCAGUGGUACUUGGAGCAGAAGGAGCAAGAGUUUGAGACGGAGGAGGAUUUGGAGUAUGAAAGGGAAUUGAUCGGCAAGGCAUUGAACAAGCUCGCCAAGGAUAACUACCUGUUGGAAAUUCGUGGGGAUGUGCAGGAUCUACCAGGAGAAGAAUCUCUCGAAUCAUCUGAAUCAGACAAGGUUCAUUACGUCGUCCACCCCCAAGUGGAUCUCUCAGAUCUAUCAUCUUCGAUUCCGGCUGCCAGUGUAUAG
Kockovaella imperatae is the source of this 2880-nucleotide messenger RNA. Its product is annotated as MCM2/3/5 family-domain-containing protein. Gene Ontology annotation, molecular function: single-stranded DNA binding; single-stranded 3'-5' DNA helicase activity; ATP binding. NCBI's taxonomy places the organism in Eukaryota, Fungi, Basidiomycota, Tremellomycetes, Tremellales, Cuniculitremaceae. Gene Ontology annotation, cellular component: MCM complex; nucleus. The transcript is spliced from 11 exons. The record is from RefSeq and is a predicted model, not a curated record. The coding region runs from base 1 to 2880 and encodes 959 amino acids. Gene Ontology annotation, biological process: double-strand break repair via break-induced replication; DNA replication initiation; mitotic DNA replication.